This is a messenger RNA of Tribolium castaneum (red flour beetle), 688 nucleotides long. RefSeq names its product protein D2. The record is from RefSeq and is a predicted model, not a curated record. The transcript has a single exon. Bases 102 to 635 code for a protein of 177 amino acids. Lineage: Eukaryota; Metazoa; Arthropoda; Insecta; Coleoptera; Tenebrionidae.
CUGACCAAGGACGACGACUUAUUGAUUCACCUAUCUCACUUAUCUCCCACCUGUGAACGUUGUACUAUAGUACUAGCAUUAGAAACCUCAAACAAAAAAUUAUGGACACUGACGGCCUGGUCCCAUCCAUUCUCCCCGAAAUUCCCUCAUCUCAAAUAACCAUCAUCUACCCGAAGAAGACCGUAGACCUCGGCCAAGAAUUCGCUCCUCAAGACGUGCGGGAGCAGCCCCAAGUGCACUGGGAGGCCGACCCUGAGAAGUACUAUACUUUGGUAAUGACCGACCCCGAUGCCCCCAGUCGAAGAUGUCCUUUUGUGGCAGAAGUCAUCCACUGGUUGGUUGGCAAUAUAAAAGGAUGCGAUAUGAGCACGGGUGAGGUCAUUGCCGAGUACCGAGGAGCAGGACCUCCCCGAGGUACCGGCCUGCAUCGCUACCUCUUCAUGGUCUUCGAACACGAACAAGCUGUGACUUUCGACGAGGUCAGGAUGCCCAAAGAGGGCUCCAGACGACACAGAUUGAGGUUUUCGACGGAAAAUUUUCGAAAAAAGUACAAUUUUGAGAGGAUUUUUGCUUGGAAUUUUUUCAAGGCUCAGUGGCAGCAAGAUCCAAAUGCGCGGACAUGUGUUUGUAUGUGAUUUUUUAAAUGUGUAUCUACGUACAAAUUAAUAAUAAAGAUUUUGGUAUUUUU